Macrobrachium nipponense is the source of this 2241-nucleotide messenger RNA. Its product is annotated as zinc finger and BTB domain-containing protein 49-like. The transcript is spliced from 6 exons. Lineage: Eukaryota; Metazoa; Arthropoda; Malacostraca; Decapoda; Palaemonidae. The record is from RefSeq and is a predicted model, not a curated record. Gene Ontology annotation, cellular component: nucleus. Gene Ontology annotation, molecular function: protein binding. The coding region runs from base 126 to 1613 and encodes 495 amino acids. Gene Ontology annotation, biological process: regulation of transcription by RNA polymerase II.
UGGAACCAAUAGAGCGGCCGCCACAAAGGACGCAUCCACUUCCGGCCGUAUUUAAAAUUUCUGCGAGUUAUGCUGCGCUUGUUUACUUUUAUAUUCAUAGUGCUAGAGAAGUGAGAGCUUCCAUUAUGGAUGAUGAAUGUUUAUCGCUUACUUGGAAUAACCAUGGAGCUACAUACAGAAGCACAUUGAGUGUCUUGAGAGAAGAGAAUACUUUAACGGAUGUUACGCUUGCUUGUGAUGGCAAGACAUUUGCUGCCCACAAGCUAGUGUUAGUAACAUGCAGCGAUUACUUCCGUCACAUUCUAGGGGAUGUGCCAUGUCAGCAUCCAAUUGUAUACUUGCGAGGAAUUGCAGCCAAAGAAAUGCAAGCACUGAUAGACUUCAUGUACACUGGACAGACAGACAUUCCUCAGAAAGAAGUUCCCUUAUUACUGUCAACAGCUGAAGCUCUACAAAUUAAAGGUUUAGGAGUUUUUAGUGCUGGUGAAGGGUCUGAUCCAGAGAAAAGCAACUGUGAACCAAAAAAAGAGAGUUCAGGGGUUUCCAGGAAAAGGCGGUCAGAACCUUUGGUGCACACCGGACUGAAAGAGGAUUCUGCACGUGCCAAUUCAAAUAGUACCACUUUGGAUAACCACUUUUUAGAAAAUCUUUAUAGCCACCAUUAUGCACUAAUGUCUACACCGAAAAGAAGAAAACCUGAAGAAAGGCCUUUGCUGAAAAGCCCUAACUUUGCAUCAUCUGCCCUGUGUUCAUCUAUUUCUGACAAAACUCACUCAGUAGAGCCGUCCUCACCCAUGAUUGUGAAAGAGAAUGGGGAAGGUAAUAGCGCCCAGAAAACUAACCAAGCUAUCAUUUCUUCUACAUUGUCACUUACUACAUCAACCUAUUCCACUCUCAGUCACAGUCCAGUCCAUCACUCGCAUAUAGAUAGUAGUAAAAGAAGUACUUCAAGCCAAGAACCUCUACAUGAUCCUAGGCCUGAGACUAAGACAGCAUCACCACGAGCAUUGAAUUAUACAUUAGCAGGUCUGGGAGGAAACAAGGAAGACUAUAGUGCAGGGUGUUUAGCUAAUAUACUAGAAGAAUCAAAUGCUGGUCUUGCAGAUACACCAGAAAACUUGAUGAAAGCUGAAGUGAAGGAAGAGGCUCUAGAUUUUACCAAUACUGCACUGUCAGAAGGCUUGCAUGGUGAAAAUAUUCCACUCAGUACCAACAGCAUUGAAGAAGAGACCCGUAUAUAUCUGGAUGCCUUUACCAGAAGUGCCAAUUUGAACAAAGCUGUUCCCCUUGAUGAACCACAGGAAAUGGCAUCUAGUGAUGGACGACCAUUUUCGUGUCCUAUAUGUCAUAAGUGCUUUGCAAAAGCUGCCAUACUGAAACGACAUCAUCUUGCCCAUUUCCGUCCGUAUGUUUGCCACAUAUGCACAAGAGCUUUCACUAGACGUGAAGUUCUUGCUGAACAUCUAUUGGAGCAUAAUGGUGCAGACUUGAGGUUACCUUGUCCAGUGUGUAACAUGACCAUAAAACGGAAACGUAAUCUCCAGGCCCAUAUAAAGGUAAAGCAUCCAGAUUAUUACAAGCAGAAAAUAGCUAGCAGGGAAUCUCUCUGUUGAGGGAUAAACUUUACAAGUGUAAGUGAUUUAUUGGUACUUACUUGUAUGGAGGAUAUUUUUUGUAACUUAUUUAUAAUUUUAUUUCUUAAUAAGGUACUUCUGGCUCUUUUGUUAUAGGUGUCUAGUCGCUGGACAAAUGGAAUCAUAGCUAAAGUAAAAAGAAAUUUAAAUAAUCGAUGUAAUGUAGAAUAUACUUAUAUUAUGUGCUGUCUCAUGUCAAAUUCUCAAAGAAACUUAUUUUCUGCAAUGAAAAUGUCUAAUUUUUUUCAGAAAGAGAAGGGACCAAUAAGGGAUCAUGAUCACUUUUAAUGGUGUUAGUUUUAUUUUCUUUUAUUUGCCUAAAGUUGAAUAGAUAAUUUGUUCAUGAAACUUACUUGGCAGAUAUAUAUAUAGCUGUAUUCUCCGAAGUCCGACAGAAUUUCAAAACUCGCGGCACACGCAGUGGGCGGCCAGGUGGUAGUACCCAUUCCCGCCGCUGGGAGGCGGAUAUCAGGAACCAUUCCCAUUUUCUAUUCAUAUUUUUUCUGUCGCCGGUCGGUAAACACCUGUUUACAGACCUCCGCCCAGGAUUUUUGGAUUUGACUCGUUAUAAGUAUCUGGAUUGACUUUUGGUUUUGACUCUGGAUUG